GGAGCCGCCUGGUUGUGCUGGGUUUGGCUCUGUUGUCCUGUAGUGCUGGGUGCGUUUUAGCUUUAUUUUUUAUUCCACAGGUGCUGCCAUGUCCAGUUGGAUCCAUCUUGGAUGUGGUGUCGUCUGGCCACACUGAAAGUCAGGAUCUCUGAUGAACUGCAGAGCAGUUCCCUGCAGAGAAAAGAACUUACUGCCUGUUCUUCCUUGCAUCUCUUUUGCAAUUGCUGAUAACAGUGUCUUUUGGCUUAUUAGGAAGCUGCACUUGCUUUGCAGAGGAAUGCAGGCUUUCAAGAAUAAAAGUGUAGAAAAGCCAGAACCAUUCUACAGGCUUUCCAUGCCAAGGCAGAAGAGCAGUUCUGAGAUUAUAAAUGAAGCAAGAAGCGUCCUACGAACACUAAGAACUCGGAGGCCAUUUACACCUACAGAGGAUCAAAGGAAACUUUUUGGAUCUGGAUCCUCACGAACUCCUGAAAACAGACCCCCUUCAGUUUUUAGUCUUCAUGCUUCCAGUUUUGAUUUGGCUGAAUCAAGACCAGUUUCUGGCAUUCGUCUCAGCCCACUGGAUCAUAAACCACAACUAAUCUAUUCAGCAAAAGAUGAAGAUUCUUCCAUUUCCUUUUCAAAAACUCCUGUGGAUCCUGAGGAGGUUAGAAGAGUUAGCAAUGCUCGAGCAGACUUAUUUCAAAGAACUUCUCGGGAAAAUUCCCUUCAUGGUAAAAUAUUUCCCUCUGAUCAGAAUGAAGAAAAAGUGAAUUGUGAAGAGCCAGUUAUGAUGAAUAAUCUUUGCAGAAGUAAUGAAAACUGCUUAGCAGAACAAAGGGUGCACACACCAUUUAACAGUGGAAAGAGUCAAUUAAUUUAUAAUGAGCACAUCAGCAAAUCAGAGGGGGAAGACAUCCUGAAAGGGACAGCAGGAAAUUUUUUAUUUCAACUGAGAGGUGAAAGUGACCAGAUGAAAAAGCUGGACACGAGUUCAUCAUGUACAAGAAAUAUGAGCGGGAAAAGAAGACUAACAGGCUUGGAAGAGGACACAAGAGUAAAAGAAUCGGAAGAGGAAGAAAACUUUUGGCGCACAAAGAUCCUGCCAAUUCUGAGUGAAAUGGAGAAUGAAGAGAAUAUAGAAAGUCUUUGCCUGGCUUGCACCAAACUCCAUCAAACCUUGAAUGAAGGAAAUAUGUUUGGGAAGAGAUUUAAAAGGAAAAGUGUGCUUCUGAAGACACUAUAUAAACUUGUAGACAUAGAUUCAGAUCCACUUUGCCUAAAACUGGCAAAGAUUAUUCUGUCUAUGAAAGUGAAUGGAAAAAACCUUCUGAGCAUCUGCAAGCUUGCAUUUAAAAUUUGCAGAAAUGAAAAAAAUGAUUACAUUGUCCAAAAUGAUAGAUUACUGGAUUGUUUGCUGGAGGUCCUGAGAACUGAAGAUCUACAAAAGAACAGCGAAGCUCUCCUGUAUUGCAUGGGAGCUGUAAAAUUCAUGUCUGGAAAUGCAGUUCUCCUUAAUGAAAUGGUCAACAAACAAGCUGUUGAAACAUUGCUACAGUUAAUGAAGCAGAUUAAUAAUAUAAAAGAAAAUGACACACAUUUUUCCAACCUGGGCCACCUAUUAGUACAGCUGACAGCUACUUUGCGCAACCUGGCCGAUGUACCCCGGGCAAGGUGCCAGCUCGUCUGCGAGGGCGCAGUCGCCGAGCUCUGCGUGGCGCUAGAGCAGCGCGCCAGCGACGCCGACGUGUGCACCUAUAUCGUCCGGAUACUCAGCAAACUUUCUUCCUACAAUGACUUCUGUGCAGCUUUGGCAGACUGCUCCAGAUGUUACGUCUUAUUUUUAGCCCUACUAAACAAGCACCAGAAGAAGCAGGAUUUGGUUGUCCGCAUUUUCUUCAUUCUUGGGAAUUUAAUGGCAGAGAGUAACCAGGCCCGCCAGCAAUUUUUUAAAGAAAAAGGAAGUGUUAACACGCUGAUAUCAUUAUUCCAAACCUACCACAAACUUGAUUUGAAUGCAGAAAAAAGGAACCGUGAAAAAGGCGAAGAAAAGAAAAACCCAAAGCAUCCCUCAGAAGCUGAAGAUGUCCUUAUGAAGCUGGUCCGAGUGCUGGCCAACCUGUCCAUUCAUCCCAGUGUAGGAGCAGCCCUGGCAGCCACCCAUCCUGUUGUAGAAUUACUUGCUACAGUACUAGAAUACAAGCCUAUAGAUGACUGCGAGGAGCUGGUUCUCAAUGCUGCGGCAGCGAUCAACAAUUUAUCCUACUACCAAGUGAGGAGUUCUGCAAUUGAAGACAAGAAGCUGCAUAUUGCAGAAAUGCUUUUAAAGCUGUUAAUGAGCAACAGUAUGGAUGGAGUUGUGGAGGCUGUAAGAGUCUUUGGGAAUCUUUCCCAGUAUCAUGAGAUAUGUGACUUCAUCGUACAGAAAAAGAUUUACAAGUUCAUGAUCGCUUUACUCGAUGCCAAGAAUCAACACGUCUGCUAUUCCGCUUGUGGAGUUCUCCUCAAUCUCACUGUAGAUAAGGACAGAAGAGCUCUGCUGAAGGAAGAAGGAGGAAUUGAAAAAUUAAUUGACUGUUUACAAGAUUUUGGGCCUGCAGACUGGCAGCUGGCAUGUCUGAUAUGCAAAACCCUGUGGAACUACAGUGAGAACWUCCCAAGUACAGCCUCGUGCUUUGGAGAASAUACUGACACGCUUCUAGGRCUGCUCACAUCACUCCUGGAUGAGGAGCUAUCAUUGGAUUACAGCCUCGACAGAGACAUAAGAAACUACCACAAAAUAUACUGGGAAACAGAAUUCAAACCUGUGGCAGAAAAGCUCCUUGAUAGAAUUCAGAGCCAUCACUCCUCCCAACUAUGAUUGUUACUCCAUUUGAAUCAGAGGUUUGCUAAGGAGUAUUUAAAAUAGCUGAAAUAUUUGUAGGCAAUGGCAUAGUGAUAGACACAAAUAAUCUAUAAUAACAUAUUGAAAACAGUUACAAAAUAUUUUUAUGAUGUAGAUUGUACAGGUAUGUAUUUCUAAGGUACCUGUACGUUAUCACUGGUAGGCRUGUUGGAGAGCUCAGGGAAUCUGAUUUUUGAAAGAGAAGAACUCGACAUUUAUAUACCAGAUAUUAUUUGGGAGGAAACUUGUGUGAAAUUUCUGUGUGCAUAAUUACUUUUUACAGUAUAUUUGAGCUUAUCAAG
This is a messenger RNA of Nothoprocta perdicaria, 3165 nucleotides long. It is a transcript of the gene ARMC2, whose product is annotated as armadillo repeat containing 2. Gene Ontology annotation, biological process: sperm axoneme assembly; cilium organization. Gene Ontology annotation, molecular function: protein binding. The transcript has 19 exons. The record is from RefSeq and is a predicted model, not a curated record. Lineage: Eukaryota; Metazoa; Chordata; Aves; Tinamiformes; Tinamidae. The coding region runs from base 152 to 2839 and encodes 895 amino acids.